This is a messenger RNA of Habropoda laboriosa, 1085 nucleotides long. It is a transcript of the gene Arfip, whose product is annotated as arfaptin-2. Gene Ontology annotation, cellular component: trans-Golgi network membrane. The record is from RefSeq and is a predicted model, not a curated record. Gene Ontology annotation, biological process: intracellular protein transport; regulation of Arp2/3 complex-mediated actin nucleation. The transcript is spliced from 6 exons. NCBI's taxonomy places the organism in Eukaryota, Metazoa, Arthropoda, Insecta, Hymenoptera, Apidae. Gene Ontology annotation, molecular function: protein domain specific binding; phospholipid binding. Bases 93 to 1085 code for a protein of 330 amino acids.
CGAAGGAAUAUAAAGAUUUAAUCUGAAGUUUUAAGCAUACAAUAAUAGCAAUUACUCGUAUCUUGUUAAUUUAUAUUGUUACAUUCAGUGGAAUGGAGCGAAGUAUUCAUGAAAUGCUAAAAGAUGCUCCAUCUUUAAAUGACAGUGAUAGUGCAGUUCAUAGUGGAACUCCUCCACCUCAUGUACCAAACAAUUGUAGUAACGAUAGUCAACCCAGACCAGCUACAAUAAAUUUAACAUUGGGUAGUCCUACCUCACAAAUGUCUGUAACAGUAUCUCCAAAUACACCUAUUCAAAAUGGUGAUACACAGACAAUGCGUAUUGCUCAGAGUAAAAUUGAAAGCAUUAAAAAUUGGAGUAUUUCUACAUACAAGUGUACGAGGCAACUAAUGUAUGAAAAACUUGGAAAAACAUCUCGUACAGUAGAUUCAGAACUUGAAACGCAAAUUGAAUUAUUGAGGGACACUCAGAGAAAAUACUGUAAUGUUCUACGGUUAUCUAGAGCAUUAGCUUCUCAUUUUCAUCAUGUUGUUCAAACACAACAUGCUUUAGGAGAAGCAUUUUCUGAAUUAGCACAGAAAUCUCCGGAAUUACAAGAGGAAUUUCUAUAUAAUUCAGAAACUCAAAGAAAUCUGACUAAAAAUGGUGAAACAUUAUUAGGGGCCUUAAACUUCUUUGUCUCUUCAGUGAAUACACUUUGUAAUAAAACUAUUGAAGACACUUUAUUUACAGUACGACAGUAUGAAACAGCAAGAAUAGAAUAUGAUGCUUAUAGAACAGAUCUUGAAACAUUGGCACAAAUAACAAAAAAUGAUAACAGCAAUGUAGCAAGAUUAGAAGCAGCACAGGCUAAUUAUGAAGAACAUAAACAAAACUUUGAAAAACUAAGAUCAGAUGUUUCGAUUAAACUCAAAUUUUUGGAUGAAAACAGGAUUAAGGUAAUGCAUAAACAAUUAUUGUUGUUUCACAAUGCAGUAUCUGCCUAUUUUUCUGGAAAUCAAACUGCAUUGGAAGCUACAUUGAAACAAUUUAAUAUAAAAGUUAAAUCACCAAAUUCAUCUUUACCAUCAUGGCUUGAACAGUAG